Messenger RNA from Colletotrichum navitas, 1146 nucleotides. Its product is annotated as ras family protein. Bases 292 to 921 code for a protein of 209 amino acids. Gene Ontology annotation, molecular function: GTPase activity; GTP binding. The transcript is spliced from 6 exons. Lineage: Eukaryota; Fungi; Ascomycota; Sordariomycetes; Glomerellales; Glomerellaceae. Gene Ontology annotation, biological process: vesicle-mediated transport. The record is from RefSeq and is a predicted model, not a curated record.
GUGGAUGACGGGAUGUGCAAUGCGCCUGAAGGGAGCGAAAGUUGACCUCCUUUUACCGACCGGUGCUCUCAACCAAGGUCGCGACCAGAAAAUCACACGUUCCCCGCUGGCUCCCUGAUCGCCCUUGAUCUGUUAUUUCUCUGUCCUUGGCCUCCCGCCUCGUCCCAAAACUCGUGUCCGUUGCAUCCUGCACCUUUUUGCCGCAAUCGUUAGUCUCGACUGUCCUACAAAGCAACCAACCCCCAACACCACGUCAAGCUUCUUUUUGAUCAACGCGAACACUCGGCAACCAUGGCGUCCGGCGCAAGCGGGUCGUACAACAAUCCCCUCAAGAAGUUCAAGCUUGUCUUCUUGGGUGAACAGAGUGUGGGGAAAACAUCUCUCAUUACUCGGUUCAUGUACGAUUCAUUCGACAACAUGUACCAAGCGACCAUCGGAAUCGACUUUCUCUCCAAGACCAUGUACCUCGAGGAUCGCACUGUCAGACUACAGCUUUGGGAUACCGCCGGUCAAGAACGCUUCCGUAGUUUAAUUCCUUCGUACAUCCGCGACUCCAGCGUUGCCGUUGUUGUCUACGAUAUCUCAAAUGCGAAGUCUUUCCAGAACACAAAGAAGUGGAUAGACGAUGUGCGGGCCGAGAGAGGAAAUGACGUGAUCAUUGUCCUCGUUGGCAACAAGACGGAUUUGAACGACAAGAGAGAGGUGACGACCCAGCAGGGCGAGGAGGAGGCCAAGAAGAACAACCUUAUGUUUGUGGAGACCAGCGCGAAGCUGGGCCACAACGUCAAGACGUUGUUCAAGAGAAUAGCGCAGGCUCUUCCGGGUAUGGAAGGAACAGACGCCGCAGCGCAGGCCUCUAGCCAAAUGAUUGAUGUGAAGACAACCCCGGCCCAGUCCUCGCAAGAGGGAUGCGCGUGCUAGACGAAAUUGGUAGAUGAAAGUGGAAAACUGUGGCAAACCCAAGGCGAGACUUAUGACGAACGACGGGGGGCUGAAUGGCCGUUACGUUACGAGCAUGACUGGCGGGGCAGGACAUCUUAAGCAUAGCGUGCAAUGGGGAUUUCAGCAUUCAGCUGCAGUUUGUAUAACAACGGGCUAUAAUCCACGGUCGCUAGUACAUACCUACAUUUAAUGGCUCUUUUUCUU